AUGGAGCCAAGAAACCUCACAUGGGUGUCAGAGUUUGUCUUCCUGGGGCUCUCACAGACUCAGGAGCUCCAGCCUUUCUUGUUUCUGGUGUUCUUGUUUGUCUACACCACCACUGUUGUGGGAAACCUCCUCAUCAUAGUCACGGUGACCUCAGACUCCCAGCUCCACACCCCCAUGUACUUCCUGCUCCGCAACCUGGCUGUCCUAGACCUCUGCUUCUCCUCGGUCACUGCCCCCAAGAUGCUGGUGGACUUCCUCUCGGACAAGAAGACCAUCUCCUACCGGGGCUGCCUGGCUCAGGUGUUCUUCUUCCACUUCCUGGGAGGGGCCAUGGUGUUCUUCCUGUCGGUGAUGGCCUAUGACCGCCUGGUGGCCAUCUCCAGGCCCCUCCACUACGUCACCAUCAUGAACACUCAGCUCUGUAUGUUACUAGUGGUGAUGGCAUGGACUGGUGGCUUCAUCCAUUCCAUUGUUCAGCUGUCUCUGAUGCUUCCGCUGCCUUAUUGUGGCCCCAACAUCCUGGAUAACUUCUACUGCGAUGUCCCCCAAGUGCUGAGGCUCGCCUGCACUGACACCUCCCUGCUGGAGUUCCUCAUGAUCUCCAACAGCGGCAUGCUGGAUGUCAUCUGGUUCCUCCUCCUUCUCAUCUCCUACACUGUCAUCCUGGUGAUGCUGAGGUCCCACCCAGGGCAGGCGAGGAGGAAGGCGGCAUCCACCUGCACCACCCACGUCAUCGUUGUGUCUAUGAUCUUCAUUCCCAGCAUUUACCUGUAUGCCCGCCCCUUCACUCCCUUCCCUAUGGACAAGGCUGUGUCCAUCAGCCACACUGUCAUGACCCCCAUGCUCAACCCCAUGAUCUACACCCUCAGGAACAAGGAGAUGCAGGCAGCCAUGAAGAGAUUAGCCAAGCGCUUAGCGAUUUGCAACAGGGAAUGA
Jaculus jaculus (lesser Egyptian jerboa) is the source of this 936-nucleotide messenger RNA. RefSeq names its product olfactory receptor 4D2. The record is from RefSeq and is a predicted model, not a curated record. NCBI's taxonomy places the organism in Eukaryota, Metazoa, Chordata, Mammalia, Rodentia, Dipodidae. Gene Ontology annotation, biological process: G protein-coupled receptor signaling pathway. The transcript has a single exon. Gene Ontology annotation, cellular component: membrane. Bases 1 to 936 code for a protein of 311 amino acids. Gene Ontology annotation, molecular function: G protein-coupled receptor activity; olfactory receptor activity.